Messenger RNA from Magallana angulata, 1502 nucleotides. RefSeq names its product LIM domain transcription factor LMO4.1-like. The coding region runs from base 377 to 928 and encodes 183 amino acids. The record is from RefSeq and is a predicted model, not a curated record. NCBI's taxonomy places the organism in Eukaryota, Metazoa, Mollusca, Bivalvia, Ostreida, Ostreidae. The transcript has 3 exons.
GCUAAUGACUAAUAAUCCAUUCGCUCUCCAGAUGUGGUCUAUUCUCAGUCAAUAUUUUAUAAAAUAGUCGGACCUCACAAUCCAGAAAAGCCGAUAUGAUUUCUAGAUAGUGCCGGGAUUGUGUGACGAUAUACGAGCAAACUCUUCCCUGAUCCUGGAUUCAACAUCAGUGAUUUUCUCGGAUUUUAAUCAGAUUUAAGCAGUUAACUUUUACGUGAUUUAUUUUAAUCCCACGUGGAAGCUUUAAACUCGUGUUGUCAACACACGACUCAAUCAAUAAACACUCCGUCGCUUUUUGUGGUUUUAAUUUCCUCGAAAAAUAUCGUCUGCUCGUAUCAAGGGAUACUCAAUUCUAUGUGACACUGGCUAUAUAACGAUGACGAAUGGAACAGACGACAGUUCGCUCUCCCUCGUGAACGGAACAGGUGCGAUGUCUCAGGGCCUCGGACAGGCUUCCACCACCCCAGCGGACGGAUAUAACGCCCCCAUCAAGGCUUGUGCGGGGUGCGGAUCUAGGAUCAGUGACCGAUUCCUGCUACACGCCAUGGAACGAUUUUGGCACACGGCUUGUCUGAAGUGUUCAUGCUGUCAAACGAAUCUGGAACAGUUGGGCUCUUGCUUUACUAGGGCCGGCAUGAUACUGUGUAAAAAUGACUACAUGAGAUUGUUUUGCUCCGGUGGAUCCUGUGCCGGUUGUGGACAGAGUAUUCCCGCCAAUGAAAUGGUAAUGCGAACGCAAGGAAACGUUUACCACCUGAAAUGUUUCAACUGUUAUACGUGCAAUAUGCCGUUAUCCCCCGGUGAUCGGUUUGGAGUUGUGAAUGGCAAUAUCAUCUGUGAAAAUGACUAUUCAAAAGCAAAUGUCAAAGGUCAAGUGAAUGGAAAUUCGCGGAAUCAUAAAUAUCGCGGCAUCAUACAAUCAACGUAAACAGGAUGUGACGUCAAAUUGAUAAUUUGUGCCAUUUCAGUAUAUAUGUAAAAUAUGCGUUUAUAUAUAUAUAAACUCUGAAGAAAGAAGGAGAAGAAAGAAAUUUGUUAUGAUGUACUUUUAAACAUGAUUUAUAUUUCAGAAAGAAAUGUCCCAACAAAAUGAAACUUUUUUGACAUUAGAUUGGACUAUUCUUUCAUAAGCAUGGUCGUCAUUACGUUUACACGAUGCUGUCCUCAUUUUCGUCAUAGUCCCAGUUUAUGUACUGAACACGUUUUCUUCCGGUUUAUUUUUAUAUCAACUCGUACGUGGGACAAUAAGCUUACAUUCCGUGUGGAAGGAACAAAGUGAAAUUGUAGUUCACCUUUGUACAAUUGUACUUAUACUUCCCUUUCAUUGUUGUGUUUUAUUUCAUCCUACCUUACAAUGGAACAGUCUCACUUGCCACUUAACUGGAGAACGCCAUGUACAUCUGAGUCAUUUCAUUUUGUAAUUUGUUGUUAAGUUAAUGUAUCAAGCCUUGUAUGGAGAUUUGCUGUUUGUUUCAUAAAUUAAUAAAAGGAGUUUAAUUAAA